GCCCUGUGGGUCCCACCUGUGGGUGUGUGUUGGGUAGCUGAGUUCCCCCACCCAGAGUGUCUUCCCUUUCACUGAAGCCACCAGAUCAUGAGCUCCAAUCACGAGGAGGCCCAGGCCUUCUGGUGCCUAACUUGGAUCCUAGCCUGUCUUGCCCACCAGGCCAGUACAGUUAUAAAAGAGUGUGAGGCCGACAUUUUUACCUUGGCAGGGGUGGGAAUGGGUAACGUCAACAUUGUGUGACAAUCGUGUCACGUCACAAAUCAAGACAGCCAGUUCUCAGCUCAUGAGGCUUUUUGACUUGUCGGGAAGGGACACAUUCCAGUGGCCCUGGGAGGAGGAACUGGUCAUUGAAUUUUUCUGCUUUUAAAAAACAAAGAAAGAAAGUGAGCAAGACUUUGGCAGCGUUUCCAUGAAGGAAUUGUUUGUCUUCGCUAGAUCAUCAUUGGCUGACAGUUCCUGGGCGGUCACAAUGCCAGCACAGGUAAAUCUGCAGUUUGCCAUUGCUCCAACAGGUGCCAGCAGUGCCAGAUCACUGCACGUGUAACCGUGGUAUACCAGGUGCUGACCGCAUCCCCAACUCUGAGCUGUGAACACAUGGGAGUGUGCAGCCUGUUAGCGUGAAGGGUAGUGAGUGCCAAGGUAGGGGGCAUGCCAUGUGCCACAGGGGCCUCAAGGAAAGACCCAGGCCACAGCUAUGAUAUUGAGAGAAGGUGAUUGCCAAGUUGAGAUCUGAAAUGCAGCCCAGGGUCUCCACGUGCCCAGCCCAGCUUCCUUGUGUCGAAUGGGAAUAUAGACUCAAGGAUCACAAUGGAUGGAAUUCGUGGUGCCAGUCUCUGUCUCUCUUUCUGGAAGAUUUCCCCGUGGACAAUGGCAGCUACGAUUCAGGCCAUGGAGAGGAAGAUUGAGUCGCAGGCAGCGCGGUUGCUUUCCCUAGAAGGUCGGACCGGCAUGGCCGAGAAGAAGCUGGCCGACUGCGAGAAGACGGCCGUGGAGUUCGGCAACCAGCUGGAGGGCAAGUGGGCCGUGCUGGGCACGCUGCUGCAGGAGUACGGGCUGCUGCAGCGGCGCCUGGAGAACGUGGAGAACCUGCUGCGCAACAGGAACUUCUGGAUCCUGCGGCUGCCCCCGGGCAGCAAGGGAGAAGUCCCCAAGGUGCCCGUGACCUUUGAUGAUGUGGCCGUGUAUUUUUCUGAGCAGGAGUGGGGCAAGCUGGAAGACUGGCAGAAGGAGCUCUACAAGCAUGUGAUGAGGGGCAACUACGAGACGCUGGUCUCGCUGGACUACGCCAUCUCCAAGCCCGAGGUUCUCUCACAGAUUGAGCAAGGGAAGGAGCCAUGCACCUGGCGGCGCACUGGUCCCAAGAUUCCAGAUGUUCCCGUGGACCCAAGCCCAGGCUCGGCUCCCCCGGUUCCUGCCCCUGACCUGUUAAUGCAGAUCAAACAGGAGGGGGAGCUCCAGCUCCAGGAGCAGCAGGCUCUGGGCGUGGAGGCCUGGGCAGCUGGGCAGCCUGACAUCGGGGAGGAGCCCUGGGGCCUCAGCCAGCUGGACUCUGGCGCAGGAGACAUCUCCACAGAUGCCACAUCAGGUGUCCAUUCUAACUUUCCAACCACUAUUCCGCCCACAUCCUGGCAAGCAGAUCUGCCUCCCCACCAUCCCUCUUCUGCAUGCUCAGAUGGCACGCUGAAGCUCAACACGGCAGCCUCCACAGAAGCAGAUGUCAAAAUUGUGAUCAAAACGGAAGUCCAGGAGGAGGAGGUGGUAGCCGCCCCUGUGCACCCAACUGACCUGGAGGCCCACGGGACCCUGUUUGGACCGAGCCAAGCCACAAGAUUUUUCCCUAGUCCUGUGCAGGAAGGAGCCUGGGAGAGUCAGGGCAGCUCCUUCCCCAGCCAGGACGCUGUGCUGGGGCUGCGGGAGCCCACCCGCCCUGAAAGGGACAUGGGCGAGCUGAGCCCUGCCGUGGCCCAGGAGGAAACAGCCGCUGGGGACUGGCUGUUCGGAGGAGUGCGAUGGGGCUGGAACUUCCGGUGUAAGCCUCCAGUGAGUCUGAACCCCAGGACUGGGCCGGAGGGUUUACCUUAUUCCUCCCCGGACAGCGGAGAGGCCAUCCUGGACCCUAGCCAGGCCCCAAGACCCUUCCCUGAGCCCUGUAAGUACCCUGGUCGGACAAAGGGCUUCGGCCACAAGCCGGGGCUGAAGAAGCACCCAGCCGCACCCCCGGGAGGCCGGCCCUUCACCUGUGCCACGUGCGGGAAGAGCUUCCAGCUGCAGGUGAGCCUGAGCGCGCACCAGCGCACCUGCGGGCUGCCCGACGGGACGGGCUCCGGGGCACCGUCAUCCACCAGCGCCGCCGGAGGUGGCAGUGGUGGUGCUGGUGGCGGUGGUGGCGGUGGCGGCGGCGGUGGCAGCAGCACGCGGGAUGGCAGUGCCCUGCGCUGUGGAGAAUGCGGCCGCUGUUUCACCAGGCCUGCACACCUCAUCCGGCACCGCAUGCUGCACACGGGCGAACGGCCCUUCCCCUGCACCGAGUGCGAGAAGCGCUUCACAGAGCGCUCCAAGCUCAUCGACCACUACCGAACGCACACGGGUGUGCGGCCCUUCACCUGCACCGUGUGCGGCAAGAGCUUCAUCCGCAAGGACCACCUCCGCAAGCACCAGCGCAACCACACGGCGGGGGCCAAGGCGCCAGCUCGCGGCCAGCCACUUCCACCGCUGCCCCCGGCGCCCCCGGACCCCUUCAAGAACCCGGCAACCAAAGGACCCUUGGCCUCAACAGAGCUUGUGACCGACUGGACUUGUGGCCUAAAUGUCCUGGGACCCGCUGAUGGCACGGACCUGUGAGGCACCUUCCUGGCCUGUAGCACUGACAAGCCACAAAUGUAUAAAAAAAAAAAAAAAGUUUGCAGAGCGCAGGGCUGAGGCUGAACGCUCAGAGGCAGACAGGGGCACCGCGUGUUGGGGGGGUGGGAGGGUGGGGAGGGGGGGACCGAAUUUCAGAGUUGCUGAACUAAUCACUGGAAACGGAGCAACUGUCGCACAGUGCAGCUGCCACCUCCGAACCAAGUAGAAUUCUCUUAAUUGUGAAACUCAGCACCAUAGAAUUUUAAGUAAUUUAAUUGCAAAACCGGUUGGUUUGUUUUUAAUGCUCGAGGGGUGAAAAAGAGAAGCUGGAGAUUAGUAGUAGCACCAGUUUUGAUUUUGUAGCAUACUUUUGGUUUUCAGGGCACGUGUCGGCUGCGUUCCACCAAGUCUGUCAGGUGAGUAUUGCAAAGAUGGGCAUCUGGGAUGGAGGUUGAAGAAGGCCCUGGGCCCAGUGACUGAUAGGUAUGGGCCCCCAGGCCCUGGGCUGGCCUCAUGGGUUGGUCCCCAGCCACCACUCAGUAGGAAGGACCCCCACAGGAGCAGCUGGUACAAUUCCCAGCCUCCCUCUUCAUCCAGAUGUGCUGGCUGGAAGCUUUCCCUGUCUGGGGCUGGUGCCUCUCUGAAGGGAACUUGGCAGUGUCCCCUGUGGGUGAGUCCUAAGCUCAGUAAAAGCAACAUCAUCCAAAGUUGCAGUUUUGGGUCUCAGAGGGGUGAAGAAGCCGCGGUAAGGAGUUGGGACACCUGGCGACUGCCACAGAGCCAGGAGCAGCGUGUCCUAGCACUGCCCAACAGGCCUGCUUGGCCCUCCUGCCAGAUGCUUCUGCUCCAAACACUUGCCCAACGCCUCUUAUUGGAUCGGUGCAGUGGCUGCAGGAGGGCAGCAGGGCUCACGUCUCAGUGGCACUCUGGGGCGCAGCGGGGCACCCAGAGCGGAGAAGGGCUGCAAGUGGGUCGCGGCUCCUGCUCCUGGAACAUCAGCAUGAGAGAGACAAGGUUUCCAUUUUUGCCUUCUAAAAAGAUGCAUCCCACACCUGCAUGACUCAGACCGUCAGGCCUCAAAGGAACUUAGGCUUUGCGGCAGCGCUAUCACUCACCCACCCCCUUGAUGAGUGCAUCCCAGUCCCCUCUUGGGGGUACUCGGAGGGUGGCUGGAGGGGCUGGGUACCCACCGCGUGGCUUCCUUGUCCCCACAGCAGAGCUGGGAACGGGCCCAGGUUUCUCAGUUGUGUCACACAAGCUCCCGUCACUGUUCGGUUGAAGCAGCCACUGACCCUCCUCCCGGGAUCGCUAAGCUCGCCUCCCCAUAGAGCGAGAGACCCUGGCAUCCAUUUGUUCAGCUCCCUCAUGCGUACUUUUGUUAGGCAAUAGACUAGUUAAGAAAAUUGUUUCUAUGUACUGUAUAUUUUGUACCUGUUUACACUUCUGAUAUUGAUAUAACUGAUAUUUUGAAAAACAAAUGGACAGAAAACAUCUUGUUAAAAUAAAACCUAACCAGCACC
Ochotona curzoniae (black-lipped pika) is the source of this 4361-nucleotide messenger RNA. RefSeq names its product zinc finger protein 746 (gene ZNF746). NCBI's taxonomy places the organism in Eukaryota, Metazoa, Chordata, Mammalia, Lagomorpha, Ochotonidae. The record is from RefSeq and is a predicted model, not a curated record. Gene Ontology annotation, biological process: regulation of DNA-templated transcription. The coding region runs from base 808 to 2841 and encodes 677 amino acids. The transcript is spliced from 6 exons.